Molecule: messenger RNA, 1569 nt
Organism: Branchiostoma floridae (Florida lancelet)
Lineage: Eukaryota; Metazoa; Chordata; Leptocardii; Amphioxiformes; Branchiostomatidae
Product: carboxypeptidase N catalytic chain-like
Exons: 8
Coding region: 123-1469 (448 amino acids)
Biological process (GO): proteolysis
Molecular function (GO): metallocarboxypeptidase activity; zinc ion binding
Source: RefSeq, a predicted model, not a curated record
GUGUGCAUGUAGAGUUUGGGUCCGGAACUAACAGAUCUCCGUACAUACACCAAGGGGGUAUAAAGGUCCAUGAGAACAGGUAAGGCGGCCUACACUUUGGGUAAACGUUACAGAGAGGUAAGAUGAUAUUCGCGAUCCUUCUCGCCGCGCUACCGGCGCUGGCCCUUGCCGAAGUGGACAGUAGUUUUGUGUUCGAGUACCACCGCUACACCGCGCUCCGGAGCGUCCUGCUCGCCGUGAGCCAGGACUGUCCCGACAUCACCCGUCUCUACAGUAUCGGUCAGAGCGUCCAGGGCAGGGAGCUGCUGGUCCUGGAGAUCUCAGACAACCCCGGACAGCACGAGCUCGGCGAGCCGGAGUUCAAGUAUGUCGGCAACAUGCACGGGAACGAGGUCCGUGGUCGUGAGUUGAUCAUCCUGCUGGCCCAGUACCUGUGUGGGGAGUACAAGGCCGGGAACAGCCGCAUCGUCAGCCUGGUCAGGGACACGCGUAUCCAUCUCAUGCCCACCAUGAACCCUGAUGGCUUUGAAGUCGCCGCCAACCAGGGUCCCGAUAAUAACGGCUGGACCACUGGUCGGAAUAACAUGCAGGGGAUCGAUCUGAACAGGAACUUCCCUGAGCUGAACAGCAUCGCGUACAGCGGAGAGUCGUCCGGCACGAACCAGGACCACAUCCCCAUCCCGUCCUCCUACUGGUCCGGCACCGUUGCCCCUGAGACAAGGGCGAUGAUCACGUGGUUGCAGUCCUAUCCCUUCGUUCUGUCCGCAAACAUGCACGACGGUGACUUGGUCGCGAACUACCCAUACGACACCGCCAAGUCAGGAGGGUUCUGGGGCAGUGGGUAUGCCGCUACACCGGAUGAUGCUCUGUGGCGCGACCUGGCCUCUACCUAUGCGCAGGCGCACGGGACCAUGGCUACCACCGGAGGCGGCUCGUGUGGUUUCCAGGGCCAGGGCGGCAUCACUAACGGCGCCGACUGGUACAGUCUGUCAGGAGGAAUGCAGGACUUUAACUACCUGCACACCAACUGUUACGAGCUGACGUUGGAGCUGGGUUGUGACAAGUACCCGCGUGAGAGCGAGCUCCGGAUGGAGUGGAACAACAACAAGGAGUCUCUCCUCGCCUUCAUGGAGAAGGUUCACAUAGGAAUCAAGGGUGUGGUCACAGACGCCAACGGAAACGGCGUUGCUGACGCUAAGAUCAAGGUUCAGGGUAACGCCCACGGCGUCAAUUCCGCUGCUGAUGGUGACUACUGGCGCCUGCUGAGGCCGGGUACCUACAGCGUCACUGCCACCAAGGGGCAGGCCUCGCAGACCAAGUCCUGCACGGUGGGCAGUGGGGCCGCCACCACCUGCGACUUCACCCUGGACGCCGCCGGCGUGCUGAGCGGCGGGACGACUGGCACCGGUACUGGAACCAGCACGGGUGGGAACAACGACCCCUUCUGGUGGCUGAACCAAGACUGGUAAACUGACUGAUGUCACACGAGGAAGACUCGACAUCUCGAUGUAAAUUUGAAUUGUCGCGUGGCUAUGUCACUAAAUAAAAUAUUAUACAAAAUACCAAAAA